This is a messenger RNA of Toxoplasma gondii ME49, 3734 nucleotides long. RefSeq lists its product as hypothetical. The record is from RefSeq and is a predicted model, not a curated record. The transcript has 5 exons. NCBI's taxonomy places the organism in Eukaryota, Apicomplexa, Conoidasida, Eucoccidiorida, Sarcocystidae. Bases 356 to 3157 code for a protein of 933 amino acids.
AGAACAGUUCGUCAACGUACUGUUUCUGUAGUUUCAUCGAGGAUUAGGAUGGUGUGUAACUUCGCCCAUUCCUUCAUUAGUUUUCGUGGAACAUCACAACCUCGUUUUGCGCCGUCCUCGAAUGUACUUAUCGUCAUAACGCUGGUAUGCCCAGUGAAAGUGAAACACUGACGGAUUCUCGAGGAAACAUUCUGAUUGUGUCAAUACGUGGUCAUUGUUUUUAGGUUGCGGUGUAUCACUCUUGUCAAGAUUCUCCAACCUACCAUACGAUAAAUGUUAGAAACACUUCAUUUUUUAGGCAAUUUCGCAUAUAAUUCGACUGCAUUUGAGCGACUUCACCGGCCCCUUGCUGCUCAUGAAGAGUGUGUGGAGACGAGGUUCAUUACCUCGUGCCCCCUCUGGGUGGAAAAGAAGUUUCUCAGUUCUCAUGGUCAUUGGGAUUACUCUGCUAUUAGUGGCACAGUACAAUGGCGAGCAAGCCAACGCUUCGGGGAAAACGGAAGGGGUUCCUGAGGCGGACUCCGUGUCCGCGCAAGACCACGCACACCGUUCCGCCCUCAGCGGAGUUGAGGGACGCAUUCCAGGAAGCCGAGCAAGGAAGCCGCUGCAGCCUGGCCCUCAGAUUAUGGCGGGAUCCAUUGCCAUGCACCCUUCCUCGUCAGUUUUUGUGGAUCUCGUCACUCCGGAUUCUUCCUACGUAUGCAGCGCAGUGAGAGUGCUUCCUACCGCAAUUUCGUCCAAGCAAAGGCAACUCCCUGAGGUCUCGCUGCCAAUCCCACUGGAAGACUCGAGAAAGCGGCGCAUGCAGGUUUAUGGAGGGGACGCUUUGGCGUUUAGGAAUGGCGGUGGACGCAGCGGAGGCCAGCAAGCCCCCAUGCCUCCCUUCCUGUACAAUUACUACACCAAUUACUAUCCCGCGUAUCCAUCCAGUUCCUCCGCUUACGAGUAUCCUGAGAGUGCAGCCGUGGAGCGACCGUUUGUACCAAGUCUGCCGCAGCCAUACUACAGCACCUCCGUCUUCCCACCUUCUAGAGGGAUUCCAUCACCAUCGCAGAUGGUUUACCUGCCGAGUGCGUCUCCUGGAUCGUAUAUGCAGCCAUCACCACAGCAGGCGUACCAAACGCAGUAUCGUGUCGUACAAGACAGGAAUAUAGAAGAUCCCAGAGCGUGGCAGGCGCCUCCCACUCCAGCGCCGCCGCCGCCAGCAACACCUUCUCCAACUCCUUCCCCUCCCUGGGUCAUUUCUCCGGAAGGAACUGUACGGCACCCCGUUACGUUGCCAGUGGGAACCACAGUGACGGCUCCCGUCACGAUUCCAAUCACUCUGCCGAUUACAUCGCCUUCACUGUCCCCGCUUACCAUUGCCUUUCCUCUCACCAUUCCUGGAGAGCGAGACUUCUUUCCUCCCCCUUUUCGGCCGGGCGACCCCUCUCCUUCGCCUCCCACUUCCCCAGCUCCUUCCCCUUUGCCUCUCCCCUACUAUCCCUACCCUCCUUACUAUCCACCCAGCCCUCGUCCAGGUCCUCCUGCAGCACCGGGAAAUCCUCCAGAUUAUCCUCGUCCUCCGACCCAGCCUUCACCUGCUCCUCCGACUCCUCCAAUUGUGACUCCGCCGUACCCAAUCUACCCUUACCCGCCGUAUUUUCCUUACCCACCUCCACAGACACCUGCUCCUUCGCCGUCUCCAGCUCCCACUCCGCCUGAAAAUGGAAAUCCACCUCUGCCCUCGCCUGUCCCCGUGCGUCCAACGCCAACUCCAAGGCGGCCCGGAAGAGGCGGCGGAACAGACUCUUCGGAAUAUCCAGAGGACAAAAUGGAACUCCAGCGGAACAGAGAGGAAGAAUCGGAGGCGAUUCCUUGGUCAUCUUCGGAUCCCGUUUCCACUUCUGCAGUCAAGGACAAAGGUGUGCGGCGUCCCGAGGAGGCUCAACAGCAAGCCUUUCCUUUGCGGGCAGGGACGGCAGUAAAAGACGGGCAACUGGAUAUCACAGCAGGAGUGGUAAAUGGUGUCGCCGAUGAAACCAUCGAGGGCCAAGGUGUACUGGCAUCCGAACAGCAAGGGGCCGGUGUGGAAGCAGAAGUGUUUCUCGAUUUCUUAGGGAAAGCAGUUCCCCCAGCCCUGCAGACAGUGCCGACGAUAAUCCCUACGGGAAAAGACGUUAUUUCAGCCGAUCUUUCGUCAACUCUGAGAGUCAAGGAGACUACGCCUUCUGCCACAAUAAGCAAAGAAGGAAUCAAUAUAAAUCCCUCUGCAUUUGAUCAACUGAUGGCAGCGAUCGUGGCCAAAAUAGACAGCCGUGAUCGAUCUGAGCCCCUCUUUCUCCCCUCAAUCUGCCCUGCGUGUAAAGUGGACAUCGUGACUUAUGCGCCGAUACAGAUGCCCGAACCCGAUGUAGACUCUUUCGAGAGAGCACGAGACCAACUCACUUACCUGCAGCGGCAACGAGUUCCCAAUGGAGUGCAGCCAGCGCGAGGGAGGAGGGAACAGGGAGAGGACCGAGCAGCAACGGUAAUGGCGUCAAUGACGGUAGAAGAGGAACUUACUGAUCAGACGACAAACGAGAAGGAAGCUGCGACACUGCCAAAAUCGAGUUCCAGUGAGCAAGCGACAGAAGUACACGACGGAGAAGACCACGAUGUUGCCGGAAAUGCCCCUGUAGUUCUGCCCAAAAUAACAUCAGCGUUUCUCGAAGCACUUCAUGUAGCAGAAGGCAACAAAACACAAACUUCGGAAGAAGCGACGAAACGAAAGGCGGCUGUAGUCAAUCCGGAUACGGCACCUGAAACAGAAGAUCUGAGCAGUCUCUUCUCUCCUGUUAACAGAAGAAGACGACCAAAGGAGUUCCGGUCUCUCUCACGAGAACGCGACGGAACAGCCUACGUGAGGAACGGAAACCAGACAGUCCCGGAAACGUACAUUAAAGGAAGCAUCCGCCUCAGCGCCACUCCCCCACUCAAACGAGAGGAGAUUACUCAGGGAACUGAUGACAUCGCGGCGCCCUCUGUGUAUCGGAGCAGACUUGACGCCGGAGACGAAGAGGGAACAUUUGCUGUCUUGUUCGCUUGCUACCGCCCAUAUGAAGAUGUAGAACCGCUUCUGAUGGCAAGCCUGGAGGUCAGGGUGGCAAACGAGAUGCCUCUCCACGCGCAAUCAUGAAGAUUUUGCAGCGACACAAGAAAUCGCUGUAUUUGACCAUCCACGACUGUCCACAGGGAGCUCCCUUGGGAGUACAGUUUCCUCGUAAACUCUCAUCGAAAUCCGAAGGUGUUUUGAGUGUCACCUGAAGAGGUCUCUUACAGAAUCUUCCCGCCGACUUUUUAAUCAUUUUUGGUACCAGUUGUCGAAUCUUGCGCGGUACGUGAGCCGCUUUCAUACCCUAGUUUUGCUGGUCACUAGUUGAUAUCUGCUUUGGUGCUGGCGAGGGCUCCCCUCCUUGCGGGGAGUCGAUCGUCUAUUGCGGGGUUAAGGUUUUUUUUUAACGUUCCAUAAGCAAGCACUUGCGUCCUCUCGUCCGUGUCAAUUUGUGGCUUCCUUGUCCGACCACGUUCACAGCAGGGACGGACUGUUUGAGUCAGUGAACCGCCCGAUUCCAGAAUUUCCUUGGAUGUAGCUGUGUCCCUGCAACAGUCCUACCACAGCGUUUCAAAACCGAUUUUUUGAAGACAAGGAACCACAUAAUCAAACGAAACUUCGAUAGGCGAACUGCCUGUGGACACUAACAUCGUGUGCAGAC